UGGCGACUCCAGCGAGCCGGGCCGCUGCGUGGCAAGUUGCUUUGGGCCGCUUCGAGGUGGAUAUCAUCACCUUCAACAUUUCCCUGAGCGCAAUGUCCAGAGUUAGUAAAUGGAUCCAAGCCUUGACGAUGUUGAGACUCUUCAACCAGACCCUGCAGUUUAACGUCAUCACCCUGAGCUCAGUGGUGACCAGCUGCGCCCGAGUAAUCGCUUGGCUUAGCUCCUUGAAUUUGCUGGAAAGGACUCGUAUCAUGAGCCAACCGAUCAAUGAGAUUCUGAUGAACUCUGUGAUGGCAUCCAUGGGAAUGGGAGAAAAGUCCUGGAGACACGCCGUUUCUGUCUUUGCGUCCGCCUCAGAGUUGUGUCAGGUGGAUGUGAUCUCCUACAACACCACCAUGCGCUCCACCAACUGGUGGAAGUCGCUUUCCUUCAUGCUCAAAAUGACUGCAAGGGGCAUAUGUGACAACGUGGUCAGUCUCAACACACUGGUGUCGUGCCUGCCGUGGUAUCGUGCUUUGAAAUUUCUCAGACAUGCAGAGGCGCAUGAUGCCGCAGUGCAAGCAGAUGCAGUAAGCUACAACAGUUGUAUUAACAGUUGCCCAAGGUGGCUGCAAGUGCUGGAACUUGGUCGCAGUUUGCUGCUUCGAAGAUUGGAUGCGACAAUGGUUACUUCCACUUCCACCAUGACUGCCCUGGAAAAGGCUGGGAUGUGGCAGCAGCUUGUUUCGAGGAUUGAACGCGCAUGGGAUGAUCUAGAGCGAAGUGAGGCCACGGCUGUGUUGAAUGCUGGAAUCAAUGGCCUUGGGCAAAAUGGUGAGUGGCUGAAAUCCUUUUCGAUUCUACAGAAGUUUGCGGUAUCAGGUGUGUUAACCGAUGUCAUCACGUGGGGAUCACUCAUUGUCGUUUGUGAAAUCAUGGAGAGGUGGCAGAGAGCUUUGAGUUUGUGCUCUGAACUGCAGACCUAUCAUUCCAUGGAAGUGGUGGAAAACAGUGUCAUUUUCAACGCAGCAGCUUGUGCUUUUGCAGAGGGAGAACUUUGGCAACAAGCUCUUGAACUACUACAUGAUGCAAGUCUGUCCCAGAUGCAGGUGAACAUUUUGGUGUACAACUCGAUCCUCUUUGCUUGUUCCAAGGCUGCCAGGUGGCAAGAAUCACUUGAGGUCUUAGGAAGCCUCAAUCGUCCCAACGAACCGACACCAAGUAUUAAGACCUACAACACAGUUCUGGCCGCCUGCAGAUGCCACUGGAGGCAGGCCUUGCAUCUCUUCUCACAGCUUCCUGACGGGCUGGAGGCGGAUGCCAUCACCUUCGAGAUGCUGGUUGCAGCAACAACAGGUCGUUGCUUGCAGCAGGCGUCCUUAUUGCUGAGCUUUGCAGAAAGCAACGUUCAAAGUCUGUUGAAAUCUGGCUGAAGUUCAAGAUGUGUCCAGAGCAGACUUUGCAGUUGGCAGAGUUAAAAUGUCCUCCAUCGAGAGUAUCCGACCUUUUAACGCACGGCCUUGAGAGCAAGCAAUAUUUGGACAUUGACGACUCGCCAGAGAUUCACCUGGCAGCUGGAGUUGUGUGACCGAUCCGAUGCGCUGAUUUUCUGCAUGCUCGGAGUGAUCCUGGGAGAAUGGUAUUCAUGUGCCUGGUUUCAUGACCCUUCCAGGAUCACAGCUCAGAUUCACAGGCGAAGGUGGCCACACUAAGAAGAUACGAGCGAAUGUAGACCCCAGGCAUCGCCUGACAAAUCCAUGAAUACCAAUUAGCGCGAAAAA
Messenger RNA from Cladocopium goreaui, 1760 nucleotides. The record is from the annotation of a GenBank genome assembly. NCBI's taxonomy places the organism in Eukaryota, Dinophyceae, Suessiales, Symbiodiniaceae.